Sycon ciliatum is the source of this 3798-nucleotide messenger RNA. RefSeq lists its product as uncharacterized. Bases 417 to 3362 code for a protein of 981 amino acids. Gene Ontology annotation, biological process: glycerophospholipid catabolic process. The transcript has 5 exons. Lineage: Eukaryota; Metazoa; Porifera; Calcarea; Leucosolenida; Sycettidae. Gene Ontology annotation, cellular component: cytosol. Gene Ontology annotation, molecular function: A2-type glycerophospholipase activity. The record is from RefSeq and is a predicted model, not a curated record.
UCGGACUGCACUGGGGCCACUAGUCGGUCCUGUACAGACCAGGUAACUGGUUGCGUGGGGCCAGGGCUGGUCACACGCAGCGUGCCUGGCAAAGAUGGAUGCAGCACGUGGAAAGAAUUCGCGUGAAUAGUGGAAAGAAGAAGACUGAGCACCGGUGCAGAUAAGAGGGGAGCAUAGCGAGAACGUUUCCUUGCGUAAGCAGCAUGCACAGUCGAGACAAGUGGACCCAUCUGUGAGUCAGGCUGACGACCGGUUGAGGUUCGAUACUACAGUAAAGAAGCACUGGAGUAGUACCCUGACGUCCCCCCGGACUGCAUCUGUUUGCUCCCUGGUCGAAGACAGAGAGCUUGCCGCUCGUUGGGCUCUUGCUGAGCUGUACACCGUACCGGAAUAUACAUACCUUAUUUUAGGGAAUAAUGGAUGACCGUGAGAUUAUUCAGGAGCAUAGCGGACCCUCAUUGAGAUCAACCGAUAACGAUAAAACGGAGGAGAGCGAUGGCUCGCGGUUCGGACCAGAACCAGUGUCGAUCGCCUUCAGCGGCGGCGGGAUUCGUUCGGCUGCUUUCUGUAGCGGCGUUCUCCGGAAGGUAGUGGACGACGGUGCGAAAGUCAAGCACUUGAGUUGCGUCAGCGGUGGAGGUUACAUUGGCAGUUCAUUCGCCGAAUGGGUGGCCAACGCCAGGGCUGCCGAGGCCAGGAAAGGCUCGGGACACUGGCCUAGCAUAAAGCAGAUUGCCGACAGCUACUUUCAGCACCUGUCGCGCAACUUUGCCAUCUACUGCGACUGGCAUCAUGACUUCCCAUACAGAGGCAUUGGAGACACAGUGAUAUUCCUACUGACAGGCCUAGCAUCGUUCUUUCUGCUACCAGCCAUGGCUCUGCUUGCAUUCAUCCCGUCAGUGCUCCGUGUAGAGGUGUUCUGUGGUGAUUACAUGCGAAAGUCAAUCGCUGUUCAGUCGCAAUGCACCGGGGAUCAUUGCCAGGAUCGAAUUCAGUCGCCAAUUCUCCUCAUCGCUCUCGCCGCGACUAUCAUAGGGGGAGCACUGAUGUCGCUGGCACAAAGGUUCCGCGGCCGUCGCCAUGCUGUGUUUGCCAUCGGCACGUGGAUUGGGUUGCAAACGGCCUCGCUGGGUGCCACCGUGCUCAUUGCAUGUCUGUUUGAAGUGUCGGCAAGGCAUGCCAGCUCUCAUGCACUGGAUAAGGACGGCGAUUACGACAUUGCCUGGUAUGGCUGCGUGGCACUGGUGGUUCUCUGCUCGUUGCUGUGGACGCUGCUACCUGGGUCGCCGCUGCGUAAGAAGAUUGGGCAUGUGCUGGGCGCCCUGGCAGUAGCGGGUAUAGUCCAAUGGCGAGUGUUCCAAGUGCCCGCUGAUGAAACGGGCAAGAGCGCCACACAUCUACUCUACCUGACCUGGAUUACGGCUGGUGUUAUCCUUGGCAUGCCAAUCAUCGGACCGCUGCGCUUCACGCUGCCGUUCAUCUACAACAGGUGGCGUCUACAGAAAUUCCUGUAUGCGAGUGGCAAUGAAGGGGAUCAACCGGCAGGUGCCGUGCGGCAAGAAUCACACCACCCGGCCGCCAAAGCCUCACCUGCGCCACCGUUUGGACUGUCCGUUGGUGUUCACUUGCCACGCGCCGAGAGUGCCGUCAAGCCGAAGAUGUUGCGACGAUUGCGCACUGCCCAGCGACUGUCAUUUAUCGCCGAGGGCUCUGGCGUGUACUCCUUUAACUCUCCCGAUGAGAUUCCACCUUGGUUGCGAAACACGGAAAGCAAUGGAGUCGUCACUGAGCAACCCGGUCCCAGUGCUAAUCUACCUACAAGUACGAGUAAGCUGUUGUCACAUAAUGGUCUGGAACAGGCAAGCACUCGCAGAAGAGUGGUGACGGCCGACAAUGUUGCUGCGGCAAGUGAACGGGGAGAGGAUGAGAUGGAUGGCAUGCCAGCACUGGGUAUGUCGGAUGGAGAAGGAGGGGAAGAUGAAACAGACAUGGCUUUGUCGUCAGACUAUAUUGACUUCAACUUGGAUGCUGGAAUGACCUUGGGAGACAUCGACCGAGCCAGCGGUGGGGAGAUAGAGAUCCUGAGCCAGAUAGUAGCGAAUAAAUGGCGCUUGACGGACGACGAUGAUGAACAGAAUUCCCAGCUAAUGGUGCUGUCGUCAAAGCGAGUGGACAUCCUCUCGAAGGCACCCACAGACGAAGCAGCCCACGGCGUUCAACUUGGUCCGGAUGACAUUCGCAUAUCGGAUGCCAUGGCACUGUCAGGUGCUGCGCUAAGCCUGAACAACGGAGUGUAUAGUGAGACGUUUGCCUUGGUAGCAUUCCGAGCACUGCAGCUCAUCUUUGGUGUAGCGAUCGGCACAUCCUUGUUGAACGUGGACAACCCCACAAAGUGGCUGCCCAACCAGAAAAAGACGAUAGCUGCCAACGUGUCCAUCUAUGUGCUGAUGUCGGCCAGUGUGCUGUGCCACGGCCUGGUGGUCGGCGGUGACUGGCCGGUCUACGUGGAGCUGCUUGUGUCGCUUUGUGUCACAUUUGCCGCUCUCAUGCCUACCCGGGGUUUAUCUCCAGAUGAUGAUGUUGAUGGACCUUGCCUUGGCUGGUUAGCCAAAGCUACGAAGUCAUUUCAAGACCUUAUGAAGUGCAUCAGCGUACAGUGCCAUGCCGCGUUUCUGAUCCGUGAAUUUCUGGAUAUCGAAGCAAUCGGUCUGGAAGCACCAUCCGUGUUUUCUGCCAGUGAUGGUGGUCACAUUGAGAACCUUGGCCUCCUACCGCUGUUACACAGGCGUUGCAAGCGCAUUGUCAUUGCCGACGGGGGAUCAUAUGCAGAUCGUAAAGAUGUUGCAGGCGCAUUGAUGAUGGCAUUGGAGAUGGCACGUACAUGGCUUCAGUGUUCCUUCACCGGCAUGGAUGGUGGUGACAUCAUGUUCGACAUCCGACAGAAGCUCAUCAGCCCAGCCCUGCGCCGUUGCGGCCAGCCGCAUGGUUACCGGUUCAAGGUUCUGUUUCCCGAGGGCCUGGAUGUGCACGGUGUGCACCGGCCUGCCGAGACUGGCGAGAUUCUGCUGCUACAGCCACGCCAUCCCCAACACAAGUCCACCGGCCCAUCAUCCGGUACCUUGCCACACGACAGCAGUGCCGAACAGCAAGGAAAGACCGUGGAUGAGCUGACUGGUUGCUGCUGCAGUUGCUGCCACGGCCGCUGCCAUGCCCUGAGCUACGCAGUUUUCGGUAGAUUCCCAGCCAUUUCGACCUUGGCGCAGGGCUUCACGCAGGAGCUGUUCUCUGCCUUCCACGAGGAAGGGCUGCGUGCCGCUAGUGCUAGCGAUGCAGUCCGUUUUUGGAGCCAGAAAGAAAGCUGAUCGGACGUCUCGGCUGGGGCGUGACAAUCCCUGUGCACUUCAUCAUUCGUCUUUGGUGCUGGUUGGCUGGCUGGUAAGUGCAGGGGGCCCGGCGGGCGCGAGGCAAGGACAGUGCUCGCUGAGGCUGGCUUGCAGCAACCGCGAUCAGUGCUGCAGCGUUGAACUUGCACCGUGUUUAAUACCUACCGUUCGACAGCUCCUCUUUUGAGAGUUACUGAUGUGCAUUUUCCCUGCAACACAGUCUAUUGGGUGGGUACUGUGAUAUAUAUUCUUCAGGUUGACACCAGCCACCUCCACCUUUCAGAAAUGUAUUUCGAAGUAGAUGCAAUAUUUUUUCAAUACUUUAUAGCUGUGCCAACAGAGUAGGGCAGGAUUUGAAAAUAUUACUAUACCUGAUUUUACCGGCCACUCGGAGGGUUCUCUACAAAUACUCGUA